Xenopus tropicalis (tropical clawed frog) is the source of this 1380-nucleotide messenger RNA. RefSeq names its product ring finger protein 212B (gene rnf212b). NCBI's taxonomy places the organism in Eukaryota, Metazoa, Chordata, Amphibia, Anura, Pipidae. The coding region runs from base 94 to 993 and encodes 299 amino acids. The record is from RefSeq and is a predicted model, not a curated record. The transcript is spliced from 16 exons.
UAUUUCACUGAGGAGGUACAGUUAUCCCGAGCCCUAUGAAAUCUUCUUCCGUAAGGGGGCCUGGUCGCAUUGCUAAAGUUACGUAAAUAGCACAUGGACUGGUUUCACUGCAACAUGUGUUUCCUGGAUAAGAAUGAAACCUUCUAUAUCACCAACUGUGGGCACAUACACUGUCAGAAAUGCGUCACACAAGAUAAAUGCAGCGUCUGCAAAAGAGCCUGCAAAUACCUGCAAAUAUCAGAUAAUAUGAAGCCUCAGGAGAAGAUAUUUUUCAGACAUCACAAGCAGAUAGCUCAGAAGUACUUUGAUCAAAUUACUCAGGUGUCGAGCUUUCAAAAGCAGCAGCUUGAACUUCAAAUGGCCUUUUAUAAACAUUACCUUUGUAAGACUCAGCGUGCAUUACAAGAUGCUCUUCAGAAGGUCAACAGCCAAGAAAGCGAGUUGAAAACCGUGAAAAAAGACAAUGCAGAACUCAGAACCCUGGUUAGUGCUCUUAAGGGUUCUUUGACCAGAUCACAAAACAACAACAGAUUGUAUAUACCUCGACCUGUUGCUAUCACCUCUCCUUCUCAGACAGUUACUCCUCAGCAAAGCAACCAUGAUACAAGCCGCUCAUCCUCUGCGGAAUCACUGUUACGUGGAUUGUCACGCUCAGGAGGACAGAGUCAGCCACUAUCAGCAGGCAGAGUACAGGAAAGGACCACACCAAUAUCCAGUUAUGAAUCGCCAAUGUCUACAAGGAGUUCCUCCAAUCGCAUGUCUUCACAGACAUCUAAUGUGCUAAACGUUCCCCUUUUGGAAAUGCACUCUAAUGUAUCCAGAGAUAACAGUCAAACACAUAACUCUCCUCGAAUAUAUUCAGCAGGUGGUUUGAUGGAAUCCAAUAUGACACCAUGUAGCAGUACUGAUCGUCUCAGAGCCCUCCGGCUAAGCUUCACUCCAAGAACUCCAGGCUCUUAUCACUCUGCAGCGGUCUCCAGCACUAAGAAUUAAAAAGGAGGGCAGUUCAGAUCAUUGCUGCAAACCCAGGGAGUCCCCCUGCUGUGAAUUGUAAUAAAGGUUACCAAUGUCCCAACUGCCAUUGUGUCAUUUUGCUGAUGAGCUGUGAUCUACCAUCCAGUUUGAUGACCCUGAUCCCAGGGUGACUGUCCAGGGUUGCCUUCUGCUGAGCAAAACCUUUAGGAUUAUGUCACACUAGGCAGACAAACAGCCCAUGGGAAUAGAACUUUACCCAUCUACCCAGUGUGUUAAAUGCACUGACAAGCACUGUGGCAGCCUGUGUGCACACAAAGAGCAGAUUUAAUCCAGAAUGCUACGGUAUGCAUAGCGAAAUCCGCUGUAUGUGUACUUAAAUUGAUUAAAUGGUACCUAAUGCUUGCA